UUUUAAAAUAUUUAUAUUAAAAUACUCUGCUAUGGUUGGUUACAUUUCGUGAUCACCGACAGUGAUUGGUUUUGUUAAAUAGCUACGUUCAAACAGAAGACGAAGAAUUUUGGUGUUAAGCUAAGGUUGUCGUAGGAAAGAGUUUGCCGUCUAGAAUCUAAUGGAACUACGAAAAGUGUUAGAAAAAUUUGUAUUUUGUCAUCUUGUCAUCGAAAUACCGGGAGUACUGUCAAACGUCGAGUAAUUAAUAGUCGUUAAAAGGAGAAUAAUUAUAUCGACGAGUAAUGGGUGAUGGCAAGGAAGGCGAGCGGCAGCCGCUCUUGAAAAAUGAAAAUGUUACUUAUAGUUCACACGGUAGCGACGUAAUAAUUGAACCAGAUUCAACGGUCAGUACAGUAUCUCCAAUAGGUCCAGAUGAAUUACCUCCGCCAUAUGAGCCAGCUGAUCAGGAUGGUAAGCCAAUGGUUACUUGUAGGGUAUGUCAAGCUAUGAUAGAUAUUACAGGCAAGCGGGAGCAACAUGUUGUUAAAUGUUGUCAGUGUAACGAAGCAACGCCUAUAAAAAAUGCUCCACCUGGAAAAAAAUAUGUACGAUGUCCAUGUAACUGUCUUUUAAUAUGUAAAAGUUCUUCCCAACGUAUCGCUUGUCCAAGGCCAAAUUGCAAGCGUAUUAUCAAUCUUGCUCCAAGUCCUAUAACACCACCGGUUCUUUCUAUGCCUGGAAUGUGCAGGGUAUGCUGUGCUCAUUGUCAUGAUACAUUUUUGUUUAACACAUUGAAUAAUGCUUUAGCUCGAUGUCCACAUUGCCGCAAAAUAUCUUCUGUUGGUCCAGACUUUGCUAGAGGUCGUGGUAUUGCUUUUAUUAUUGUUGGCAUUAUAGCUUUGGUAAUUGCUAUUGCUGUAACGGUUGGAACGUAUGCAUUUGUCAAAACUAAUGGAGGAAUUUAUGUAGCUUAUGUUGGUGCAUUUUUGUUAGCUCUUCUUUGCUUAGGACGCAGUAUUUAUUAUUGCACAAUGAAGAUCAGUCUAAUAGAAGGUCCUAUGUAGUUGUUCAAGAGACUAUCGAUGAUUAGAAUAUGCAAAUCGAUUCUUUUAACAUCAUUAUUGUAUAAUCUAUGUCGUAUAAUAUAAAUCAAAUGUUUAUAGUAACAUGACAUUAGUCCUUGUAGGACCAAGGUGAUAUCUUUAUGCAUGUAAACGUAUGCCUAUGUACGCAUGCGUGCUGCUGAUGACGAAUGCGCGUAUACUUACACAUGCAUAUACAUGCAAAUAUAUUAUAACAAAGAGAAAGUGAAUCAACCUAAAUAAUACUUCUUGCAUGCAACUAUACGAAAUGAGGAUAUAUUAGGAAUUAAUGAGGGUUUGUGGUGUUCGAUGAAGCGUUCCUCUGCAUUUUUAUAUAUAAAUCUGUAUAAGCAUAGGAACUCAACACGAUAACUCAUUUAUUUUGUUUUUAUAUUCGUAUCAAGUAUGUCAUAAACGAUGCUUUGUACAUGUAUAUCUUUGCGGUAUCUAUAUAAGAUGCACAUAGAUUAUCCGUUGUAUUUAUUCCAGUUAUAUGCUGAUAUACGUGCAUGAGACACUAAUAAAAAUUAUGUUUUUAAACUUAUGCUCAUAUUUACGUAUAAAUAUCUGUAUUAAACUACACGACCAUAUGAUUAAAAAAUUCUUUGCUGAUA
This is a messenger RNA of Vespula pensylvanica (western yellowjacket), 1678 nucleotides long. RefSeq names its product type 1 phosphatidylinositol 4,5-bisphosphate 4-phosphatase. Gene Ontology annotation, cellular component: late endosome membrane; plasma membrane; phagocytic vesicle membrane. The transcript has 6 exons. The coding region runs from base 285 to 1046 and encodes 253 amino acids. Gene Ontology annotation, molecular function: phosphatidylinositol-4,5-bisphosphate 4-phosphatase activity. The record is from RefSeq and is a predicted model, not a curated record. Lineage: Eukaryota; Metazoa; Arthropoda; Insecta; Hymenoptera; Vespidae. Gene Ontology annotation, biological process: phosphatidylinositol dephosphorylation.